This is a messenger RNA of Drosophila takahashii, 1781 nucleotides long. RefSeq names its product zinc finger CCHC domain-containing protein 8 homolog. The record is from RefSeq and is a predicted model, not a curated record. Gene Ontology annotation, molecular function: RNA binding; zinc ion binding. Gene Ontology annotation, cellular component: catalytic step 2 spliceosome. NCBI's taxonomy places the organism in Eukaryota, Metazoa, Arthropoda, Insecta, Diptera, Drosophilidae.
ACGACAACCCUAGUCGGAAAAAACAAACUAUUGCAAACAAAUCUGAAUUAUCAGAGAAAAUAUAGAAAUAAAUAGGAAAUAUACAAAUGGACGACAGCGUGAUACUGCUAGACGACUCCCAGAACAGCGUGGAGAUUGUGGAAGACGACGUGGAGGACGGGGAGCUGGAGGACGACGUGGAAUUCGUGCCGCCCGCGGAAGUGACCCAAAAGCAGGUCGAACCUGCCGCCAAAAAUGAGGAAAAUGAAGAUAAUAACUCGAGUCAGGAAGCCACCGAAGGACCUGCAGACAACCUGGUUUUCGAAGUGAGAUUCCGCAGGAAGGAGGACUACGCCAGUCUGCAACAACAAAUGCUUGAGAUCUUAAAACACAAUUUUGAAGCCAAGCAACUGGUCUUCCGGGAGAACCCAGAGGAUCUCCUGAUAGCUGCCUUCGCAGGGAGCGAUCCUCAGGAGCCGGAACACACCCAGGAAACCGAAGAUCUCUUCAUGAUCGACACGCAGCCGGUGGCCAAGCUGAAUGCCUCGCAAGUUCCCUCCUACAAGCGCUGCAACUCGGACAUUCUGGACGAGCAGACGGAGGCGCGGAAGAAACUCAAGGCGGAGGCGGUGAACAAGUGCUUCCGGCCGAAGGCCCAAUCCUCCUGCUUCAACUGCGGCGACACAGAUCACUCCCUGCGCGAGUGCCCGAAGCCCAGGAACAACACGAGAAUAAUGCGGGCGCGCAAAAAGAACAGCAGUCGCAUGGAGCGCUACCAUGUGGACACUGAGCAGCGUUUCGGCCACAUUCGCCCCGGCAGGAUCAGCACCAAGACGCGCCAUGCCAUGGGCUUCAACCGCGGCCAGCUGCCCUUCAUGUUCUAUCGCCUCCGAGUGAUGGGCUAUCCGCCCGCUUGGCUGGAGGAGGCCAAGGUCCAGAGCUCGGGCAUAGCGCUCUUCAAUGCGGAUGGCACCGAGGUCACCAAAUCGGACGACGAGGAUGGAGAGUCCGACACUUUUAAAUACGAUAUUAACAAGAUAGUCGAGUAUCCCGGCUUCAAUGUCCAGCCCACCGGCAAGUUCUUCGAUGACUAUAAGCACCACAAUGUGCCACCCUUCCAAGAGAGCCACUCCAAGGCGAACUUUAUCAAAUCGCUGGGCGAAAACGUAAUCAACGGGUACAAACGCAAGAAGCUGGUGGAUUUGCCUGCCCCACACGACCAAGUUGCCGUGCCCAGCGAGGAGCAGACCAGCUUCGGAGACUACGACAUGGAGUUGGUGGACGAGGCAGAGGAUCCACCGCUGCCGGAAAUAGCUCCUCCGCCGCCACCACCGCCGCCAGAGGAAGAGGAACCCUCCGCUCGCUCUCCCUCACCAACUAUGGAUGAUUUAAAGGCCCAGCAGGAGAAGCUACUCCAACAGCUGGAGUGCAACACGUCGCUGGACACGACGGCGAAUGAAUCCAUAUCACAGACUGACCUCGAUGACACCGCUGAGGUUUCGGAAACUGCGGCUACAGCCAAAGAUCCACCGACUCCCUUCAAGGCCUCCUACGAGGGCACUCCGCUGCUGAAGUUCUCCGUCUACGAUCGCCUGCCCGUCGGCGAGAACUUCAAGGUGGGCGUCAGCGACGUCAUCAACUUUGAGAACCUGCCCGACUCCACCGGAAAGUACGAGCAGAUGAAGGACCUGCUGAAGAAUGUGCGCGAAAAGAUGGUCAAGCUGCAGAACGAGAACUGACGAAUGCAUUAACUCCCGCCCACCAAAUGUACAAAACACACAAAUACAAAACCAACGCCUGUA